AUGAUUUCAGACGAUAGCCAUCCAAGUACAAAGAGAAGAGCACUAUAUGAUGAUACCGUGGUAGAUAUAGAGGACGAUAGUCAGGAGUAUGCUGCUGCAAAUAAUGAAAAAGGGGAAUUGAAUCAAGACAUCAACACUCAACAUAAAGCAGACUCACCUCCUGAAUAUAAUAAUGAUUCGUCAAGUCCAGAAGUCAUUGACAUCACUGGUGAUGUCAAUCAAGAGGGCAACAUCGAAAUCGACCAUAAUGAUCUUGAUUCUGAAGAGGAGGAAGAGGUUGAGCUAGUAGAUGAAAGUGGCGAGGAUUAUAUUGACAUUGACCAAGAAAAUCAGUUACAACAACAACAGCAACAGCAGCAGCUGCUGCUGAUACAACUGCUGCUGCUGAUACAACCGCAGCAAAAAGCACAAAACAAGAUCCCCAUGGCUAAUGAGUUUGACAAAUUGGCCAAGUAUCUAAUGAAACCUAUCCCCGAUUACCCAGUCAAGGAAGAAAUACACUUUGUAUGGGAAGUUACCGAUUGGGCACUGCUCUCAAAGGAAGAAAAAAUUAGAUCUCCAAAAUUCAAAUGUGGAGACUAUGAAUGGAACAUUCUCCUCUUUCCCAAUGGAAACAACACCAAUGCAAAUAUAUCCGCAUAUAUGGAGCCACAUCCUUUAACAAACGAAACAACUGCAGAUUCGAACUUGAACGGGAAAGAUAGUGACUGGUAUGUUUGUGCACAAUUUGCCAUUGAUGUCUGGAACCCCGAGGCACCAGAAUCACAUUCACCAAGUCAAAGCUCACAUAGAUUCAGCAAGACUGAUGCCGAUUGGGGGUUUAGUGCCUUGAUUGAUAAACGAUCAUUGUCAUUGAAAAAAUUUGCAAACAAACUGUUUGAAGUUCCCAUAUUGGAAAAUAACAAAUUGAACUUUACCGGGUUUGUUAGAGUAAUCGAUGACUCGCUGACUGGGGUAUUAUGGCACAACUUUAACAAUUACGAUUCAAAGACUAAAUCAGGUUACGUUGGAUUGAACAACCAGGGCGCUACUUGCUACUUGAAUUCGCUUUUGCAAAGCUACUUUACAACAAAGAUUUUUAGAAAAUUGGUUUAUCAAAUACCAACACAACAAGAAAAAAAUGCUGGCGUCGCCUUGGCUUUACAAAGAAUAUUCUAUUUACUAUCAACAUCAAAAGACCCCGUGGGUACCAUGGAACUUACAAAAUCAUUUGGAUGGGACUCUUCCGAUGCAUUUACUCAACAUGACGUUCAAGAAUUGAAUCGUAUAUUGAUGGAUAAACUCGAACAUGCAAUGAAGGGAAGCGCAAUUGAAAAGGGAUUAAACGAUAUAUUUGUUGGCAAAAUGAAAUCAUACAUCAAAUGUGUCAAUGUACCUUAUGAAUCAUCGCGUGUUGAAGACUUUUGGGAUAUUCAGUUAAAUGUAAAAGGCUUUAGAAACCUUGAAGAAUCAUUUAAAAAUUAUAUUGAAAUUGAGAUGUUAGAAGGCGAAAACAAGUAUCAAGCAGGCGAUGAUUAUGGGUACCAAGAUGCUAAAAAGGGUGUUGUUUUUGAAUCAUUCCCACCGGUACUUCAUUUACAAUUGAAACGAUUUGAAUACGACUUUAUGGUUGAUGAUUUGGUAAAGAUUGAUGACUUUUAUGAGUUUCCAGACAGAAUAGAUUUGAAGCCUUAUUUGGAUGAGGAUUUACCACAAGAUGUAAAGAAUCAAAACUGGAACUAUAAAUUGCAUGGUGUCUUGGUACACCAGGGAACUAUUUCGAAUGGUCAUUACUAUGCAAUGAUCAAACCCAAUGCUUCAGGAAAAACUUGGCUUAGAUUUGAUGACGACAGAGUUUGGAAAGUUACUCAACUGCAAGUGUUUCAAGAAAACUUUGGUGCUUCCGAUUUGAGCAAGGAAGAGUUGUCGAAAUUGACCAGAGCUGAACAACAAGAACAUCUAAUCAAGCGAGUUACUUCGGCUUAUAUGUUGGUCUAUUACCGUGAGUCGGAAUUGGACCAGAUUGUGCCCAUUGAAGACGAUGCAAUUGAAGCAGCAAUACCAGACCACGUUUCCAAUCAAAUCAAAUACGAAAUGGAAGAAAGAGAGCGCAUUGAACGCGAGAGACGCGAAGCGCUUUUUUAUACCAAUGUGAAAAUUGUGACUACUUCAACGAUUAAUAACCAUCUUGGAUUCGAUCUUGCCUUGGAUCCAACAGUGGAAAAUUACUACGAAUCUGCACUUGCUGGUACUGCGUGCGAUGCAAAAACAUUGAGAGUUAGAAAGGAUAUUGCAUAUGCCGAUUUGGUUUCUAAAAUUGCUGAGUCAUUGGGAUAUGAAGAUGCCAGCAAGAUACGACUCGUUGUGCUUAGUCAUAGAGAAAAUCAUACCAAUAGACUAGACGUGCCUGUUGAAGAUGAUUUACAAAAGACUACUAUUGGUAACGUUAUUGCAAAAAGCUUUAAUAGAAGGCACGAUGAACAUGUUUUUUUCGUUGAGGAGCUCAACAAGGAUAUUAGAAAUAUCAACAAACUUGUUGGUGAAACGGAAAUUAUUGAUCCUACUAAAUUUGAUUUUGAUAAAGUAUUUUACAAAAUCCAAUCUGUCGGCACAGCAACUAGCACUUCUGAAGAUGAAAUGAAAUUCCAAAGCACUGUUCCAUACUCUGGUUACAGCACAAUCUUUAUCAAAUAUUUUGACCCAGUGUCACAAGAGUUGAGAUGCUUGUCAUAUAUAACAGUAAGACGAAAUGACAAGAUUGAAACUAUUGUUGAGCCUGUAAAGCAAUUGUUGGGAUUCUCCAAUGAUGUUGAGCUUGAAGCAUUUGAAGAGCUUUGUCCAACAAUGAUUGAGCCCAUUGAUCUUGAUGCUACUUUUGAUAAGCAGGAAUUGAACAGCGGAGACAUAAUAACUUUCCAGGUCUCCAAUGUGCGUGAUAUUGCUGGAGAUAAACAGUUUACAUCGGCCAAGGCUUACUAUAAAUUCAUGGCCACCAGAGUGCAUAUAAGGGUGAAGCCAUUUAAUGCCAACAUGGAAGAUGAGGACUCUGAUUACGUUGAAAACGAUAAAGAAGAUACUAAACUUGAUGGUGAGACUGAAGGUGAUAAUAUUAAUGGCCAAGAAAAUGACAAGGUUACUCAAAGGGAAAUUGAGCUGGCAAAGAAGCUAAGCAAGAGUUUUGAUUUGUGGAUCUCAAAGACCAAGUCGUAUCAUGAUUUGGCAGAAGCUAUAUCAAAAGUCGUUGGUUGUGAUCCCGAAUUUUUGAAGAUAUUUUUAGUUGGAAAUCAAGGUCAAAAGUACCCAUUGAAAACCAUUCAUAUGCUUUCUCAAGUAUUUUCACCAAAAUCACAUGUUGAUGAUAUUUACGAGUUUGAAUACGAGAUUUUAAACAUCAAAUUGAAGGAUUAUGAAAGCUUAAGACCUUUCAAAGUGUAUUGGCUCAGUAACCUUUUGCAAUUUCAAGUAUUUGAGCUAUUGGUGAAGAGAAGCGAGACUGUGCGUGAGCUUGUUUCAAAACUUUUGCACAAGGUUAAAGUAUCAGAAAGCCAAUUGAAAUUUUUGUUGUGUUGGUCUGGAGUUAACCAUAGCUUUAGUGAGAUUUUAAAGUUUGAUUUCCCAAUCAAUGAGAUUGCUGAGCAUUCCGAAAUAUACUGUGGCUUAUUUCCAGCUGAAGUUAAAGCUUUGUGUGAUCAUGAUAUUUACAAGUGCUACAUUGGCGAUGGUGAAAAAACUUGGUCAGAUGCUGAAAAGGACAUAACAAACGAAGCUGAAAAAGCUGAAUAUACCCAGACAAAGACUGCAUCGAAAAGCUUGAAUCUCAUUACUGUUUUCCAUUUCCAUAAAAGCAGCAGCAACCAUCACGGAAUACCAUUUAUGUUUAUUGUGUUUCCUGGAGAGUCGUUUAAAAGCACAAGGGAAAGGUUGAGGUUAAAAUUAGGUUUGGGCAAGCAAGCAUUUGAUAAAAUUAGAUUCGCAUUGGCAGAUCUGAAUAAUAAAGGUCAAUACCUUGACGAUGAAGAUGAAAACUUGGUCUUAUUUGACAAAGUAAGCAUUGAAAGAUCGUUUUUGGCAUUGGAUCAUCCAGAUCGAAACCCUAAAAGAGUGAACCCAUUUGAUAAAGGUAUAUCUAUAAAGUGA
Molecule: messenger RNA, 4116 nt
Organism: Lodderomyces elongisporus
Lineage: Eukaryota; Fungi; Ascomycota; Pichiomycetes; Serinales; Debaryomycetaceae
Gene: UBP15
Product: ubiquitin-specific protease
Exons: 1
Coding region: 1-4116 (1371 amino acids)
Biological process (GO): protein deubiquitination; regulation of protein stability
Cellular component (GO): nucleus; cytosol
Molecular function (GO): protein binding; cysteine-type deubiquitinase activity
Source: RefSeq, a predicted model, not a curated record